UAGUGAGAUAUACUUUUUAUUUUGUAUAAUAGCGUAUAAUUAGAGAUUAACUUUUCAAAUAUCGAUGCAAUGGCUGCAUUGUUUUGUCUCAUGAAUUCCUUACGAAAAAAUAUAUUAUCAAUAGAACAGAAUAGGAAUAUAUCGUUAUCUGCAAUAACAUACAUUAAAAAAUUCAUUACGAAAAAAGAGGGAAAAACUUUAACUAUCGAAGGCGUAAUAGAACCCGACAAACAUGCAGAAUUAUUCUUAAAACCUAAAAACGGAGCAUGCUCCAUUUGCUCUUCUGGUCUUGAUAUUAAACAUACAGAUGUUCUUAUCCUAAAUCAAUUUGUUCGAUCAGAUGGUUGUAUAUUACCACGUAGGAUUACAGGUCUUUGCGCAGUACAACAGAAAAGAAUUAGUUCAUUAAUCAUAAUGGCUCAAAGUGCAGGAUUAAUGCAAAGAAGAGCUCCUGAAGGUGGGUUACUUCAUCCAUUAAGAAGAAGAAAAUGGAAAAAAUUCAAUACCUAUUUUGAUGAAACUACUAUUAAAACCAGAUAUAUGUAA
Messenger RNA from Eufriesea mexicana, 546 nucleotides. It is a transcript of the gene mRpS18A, whose product is annotated as mitochondrial ribosomal protein S18A. Gene Ontology annotation, biological process: mitochondrial translation. Lineage: Eukaryota; Metazoa; Arthropoda; Insecta; Hymenoptera; Apidae. Gene Ontology annotation, cellular component: mitochondrial small ribosomal subunit; ribosome. The record is from RefSeq and is a predicted model, not a curated record. Gene Ontology annotation, molecular function: structural constituent of ribosome; small ribosomal subunit rRNA binding. Bases 70 to 546 code for a protein of 158 amino acids. The transcript is spliced from 4 exons.